CCGAGCGGAGCUUGAGCAGGCCGCCGCCAGAAGGAUCAUAUUUAAAGGCGCCAUAUUGAUUUUUAUAAUGUUUGGAUAGGUGUGGUUGGGGAUGGAGGUUGCUCAGAGGAAAUCGGGGAAAAUGGAAUGACUCUUGAAGUCAAAGCACCCUAUUCAACCCUGCCAUAUGAUGCUUUGGCGUGAACCAUUCCGUGGAGAGGAAGCCAGUAUGACGUAAGACAUUCAUGAAGAAGCCACCAGACUGAGAGUGUGAGGAGGGCCCAGCCUCGGGAGUUUUGUGUUGAGGGUGGUAGAGGGCGGGAUAUGAGCACUUGGACAGAAAGGAUGCAACGACGAGCUGCCACCCUGGGCAAUGUGGUCACCGCCUGUGGCCAUCCCACCGUACCAUACCCUCGCAGGCUCGAAAAACAACUUCUCGGUAUACACAAUUGCGUCCGUCCUCAAGAAAUUUCUCCGGAAGCUUCCUGAGGGCAUUUUUGGGCGCGAGGGUGAGCAGGAGCUGUUUUCGAUCAUCCAGCUGUCAGACACAGAGCAGCAGCGCGACCACAUCCACCGCCUCAUCACUUCAAUGCCAGUCGUCACUCAACACCUCCUGGUCCUGCUCUUCGGCACCUUUCGGAACGCCACAAGAGCACAGACAGGGAUGACGUCGGAGGCUUUGGGUGUGUCGGUUGCGCCCUCCUUCUUCCAGUCGUGCGUGGCAGAUGGCAAGACGGCACGCAUGGAAGACGUCAUGCGCUUCAAGGCCAGCGUUCUAUUGAAGCAGAAAAAACCUGGCUUCAGUAUGAGUCGGAGCGCUGGGGCCUCAAGUUCAACCUUGAAGCAAUGGCUGGGCAGGAGGAAUCACAGUCGACACCAGCCCUGAUCCACAUCCCAGAGAGCACCAGUGGCUUACCGUUGGUAGGUGGGGGGAGCAGUGAGAUGGGAGCAGUAGGUGGGGGUGGAGACCCACUAGCUGGUGUGCCAGAAAAUAACUUGAGGGAAUCGUGUACCCGGCUUUCUAUAUCGCUUGAAGAGAAUGGAUUGUACAAGGGUAAUGGGGAGGACCUCAGCAGCGGCAGUUCCCACUCCGCUCUUCACAUGACGUUGGAUGAGCUGCGGCAAGUCAACCGCUACGCAGAGAGUACCAAGAGCCUUUCCUACCUGCCACAGGUACACGAGAGACAGACAGAACGAAUGCGCACAAGGAGCGAGUGGUUCCUGUCACACUCCCCGCAUGGAACUCCUCUCACACCAGUGGAUGUGGAGUGUCAGCCUCAUGCAGUUUAUAUUCUCCGAUCUGGCUCAAUCAAUCGGCCUCCCUCAGGUGGAGGCAGCAGUGAAAACGUGGGAAGCUCAGUGAGACGGACCUCAAGCAAGGACAAGGACAGGAAAUUGGUCCGGCGAUCCUCGAGCAAGAAGGACAAGGAGAAUGGUCAGAAGGGUUCAAGGGGAAGGUCAUCAAGCGCAGAUGUGAAGACCCCUCCGCAUGCGGGAGACUAUAUGUCAAGCCCACGCAGGAGAGCAACGCCGCCUGUACCUGACCCUUCCCCUUCCCUCACGGACCAUGACUGCACAGAGACUGAUGUCCAGAGAGUGCAUGUCUCCCUCACCUAUAAGCCGAGGAUAUGAGGCCAAGAAAAGGACAGGGUGGAAAAGGGGCUCAUCAUUCAAGUAAGGUGUCACCAUCCGCCAGAUCAUCUCGAUUGCGAAAGCCAAGGGGAAGUCGCCGAUGGAGAGGUGGUGGAUAAUGGUUUUCACUUGCUUGACACAUCCAUAGGCACUGCCAUGAUAUCAUCACCUUCUGGAGAGGAAGUGGAGGCAUCUGCUGCUUUUUGUCAUCUAUACCACUGGUUGACUCAGGAUAAGGGGGCAGCUGUUGAAACUAUCUUCAUGUGAAUCCAAGACUUAUGAAUGUACUCAGUUGUAUGUGCAAGCAGUGAAUAAUUAAAAAUUAUGUUCAACCAAGGAUCAAAAUAUGUUAAAAUCGUCCUUCAUCCAGUAUUGUCUGACAGUUUGUGAGUUCUGGCCACAUUUGCCCUCCUACUGCCAUGGGACUUGUGUAGCAUUAAGUUUUUGAUGACCAAGGCUCUUGAGUUAAGAUGUUGGUGUGCGUCCAAAGUACAAAUGAGCUUGAGGUUCCCAGGUCAUGACAUGGACUGGUUGUGAUACAGAGAAACACAUUGUUGGAUCUUGCUAGUCAUGCCACCGCCAAAGAAUUGUAGCACAGAUUGCAGUGGUUCCAGUCCUGCUUUGAUAGCAUCUACCAUUCACAAAAUAAUUUUCAAGUACAAGUGACCAAGGCUUUAACUGCUGGUACCACCUUUCACAUGUGAUUCGGCUGUCUCAUGUUACAGCAACCUCAAGUCCACAAGCAGACAUGACCUUAGCCAACAGAAUGACGUGCCUGGCUGUUGUAUUGCUCUUUUGACUCCAGUCCUUGAGAAGGGACUCCGUAUGUGUACCUGUCUAGAUACUUCUUGCUUCUCAAUGUGCGGGCAUCCACUGGGAAGCAGCACAUUCCAUUGUACAUGUCACAAAAUUUGGACCUCAUGUCUGAUCUGCUGGCACAAGAGCUAGCCUAAAGUGUGAGGUUGAAAACCAAAGUGAACUGGAAAAAGCAGAGCCAAAGUUAAUUGAAUUGUCCAUACACAUGCUGUUGACUGGGUCAGUGUAUGCAAACAUUCCGUCUGAAUCUGGAGAUUAGGUAGAGGAUAUGUUUCCUGUGCAUAUAAACUGUGUAUCCAAGAUUUGCCACCUCCUCUGCACAUGUCCAGUCUUUUACCAAUGUGUGCUCAUUUAGUCAUUUCUGAUAAAGACUGUCAAUCUAAAUAAUGACUAAGUAGAACUUGAGUGGAUAAGUUUUCUUGAUCAUGGUAUUGCUUGAAGAUAUGAAAGUUUACAAGUGUCUCUGUUUGCUGUUGAUUAUUAUAAAAAAAAAAAUAAAAAAGAUGUAUGCAGUAAAUUGUGUGUUCCUCCCGGGGAUAUGUAGCGGAGGUGGUGGUGAAAAGUGGUGUAUGUGUCAAGGUAUGAUCCAGUGGAGGGACCCUAGAUAUCAGUAUCACUGCAAGGCUCAAGAAAUACUCUCUUCUAGGCCUGCCACACCUCACUAGGCAGGAUGCCCAAAUGUGCACGUUUUCACUGGAGUAAAAUUUAAACUGCAACGGCUGUCCACCCCUGUUUUCUGAUGCGAGCCUCCACACUGCCAGCAUGGUGAAUGUGUAGGGUUUAUAAUUUUUUCAGAAACAUUUUUAUCAUUGGAAAUGCAUAGGGGACCUAUCAACUUUGAUAAACACUGCCAUUAGCAACACCCCAGGGACAAAGAAACGUCGUUUAGUGAAUGUAGGAUGACCACUUAGUAAGAACUGAUAAUCAAUACUGCCCAGAAAUUGGUGAUGGCUGGCAGGCCACUAAAGUG
Messenger RNA from Penaeus monodon (black tiger shrimp), 3397 nucleotides. RefSeq lists its product as uncharacterized. Gene Ontology annotation, molecular function: GTPase activator activity. The record is from RefSeq and is a predicted model, not a curated record. Gene Ontology annotation, biological process: signal transduction. NCBI's taxonomy places the organism in Eukaryota, Metazoa, Arthropoda, Malacostraca, Decapoda, Penaeidae.